AUGGCCAUCCCCCAAGAUACCCGCAUUGACGAGCUCCGCAACCUCGCUGCCAAAAUCCAAGAUGCUGUUGAGAAUUAUGCUCAAGGCAAAGUCAAAAACUCUAGCGGUAUUAUCAAAUUAUGUCAAGAUUUGCAGCAUCGCAGCGAGUCUCCAGAAGUCUUUGCCGAGCGUCUCAGAUAUCAGCCGUUGGAUAUCUGCGCCCUUAUGAUGGCUGUAGAAGGUGGUAUUUUGCAGGCGCUCUCGAGCCGUGGAGAAGAGACCACUGCAGACCAGUUGGCUGAAUUGACAAAUCGUCCAAAGCUUCAUAUCGUUCGUGUGCUGCGUCUCCUCACCGCAAUCGGAGUGUGCGACGAAGUUGGGUUCCAGCUAUACCGUGCAAACGAUAAGACGCCUGUGGUUGCUAGCAAAGGUCAAAUUGGAGGUUUCAGGGUCUGCUCCAUCCCUGCCUGCGCAAUCACAACAAACAUCGCGGAGUAUUUUUCCAAAUACCCCAACGAAACCACGGCUGACGGUGCCCCAAAUUCCGCAUACUCAUACACCUAUGGCAAGGACAUGUAUGAUUUCUUGCGGGAAAACAAGGACCGCAAAGCAGAUUUCGAUGCUUACAUGGAGGCCCGCAAAAAGGACAAGCAACGACGCUGGCACCACGUUUAUCCUGUCAUGUCAGAGCUAGGAUCAACCGACGACGUAUCUGCAACUACCAUUGUUGAUGUUGGCGGAAGCCGUGGCCACGAUCUUGAAAGUUUUCUUGAGAGUAACCCUGAGUUCAACGGUAAUCUCAUUCUGCAAGAUCUGCCUGAGACCGUAGGACCAAUCAUGGGCGAGAAACGAGUCUUCAAGGCUAUAGCACAUGACUUUUUCCGUCCAGAGCCGAUCAAGGGAGCAAGACUCUACUUGUUACUCGCGGUGCUGCAUAAUUGGGAAGACGCAGAGUGUCGAAUCAUCCUCAGAAAUCUGGCGGAGGCCAUGAAACCGGGCUAUUCGCGCCUGCUAGUUUCGGGAAUGCUUGUUCCAGAGGUUGAUGCAGGCCGCCUUACCGCAGAACUUGACAUGCAAAUGUGGUUGCUGCAGCAUAGCAGGCAGCGAACAAAGCGCGAAAUAGAGGAGCUAAUGAGCGCUGCUGGGCUGGAGAUUGUGAAGAUCUGGGAGAAUGGUGAUCGGGAGUCACUUAUCGAGGUGCAGGCCUUAGAGAAAUGA
Talaromyces amestolkiae is the source of this 1197-nucleotide messenger RNA. RefSeq lists its product as uncharacterized. Bases 1 to 1197 code for a protein of 398 amino acids. The record is from RefSeq and is a predicted model, not a curated record. NCBI's taxonomy places the organism in Eukaryota, Fungi, Ascomycota, Eurotiomycetes, Eurotiales, Trichocomaceae. The transcript is spliced from 4 exons. Gene Ontology annotation, molecular function: O-methyltransferase activity.